AUGCCGGAGGUCCCAGACCGAUCUCUACGCAUUUGCGCCGACCGAGGCGGCACCUUCUGCGACGUGCACUGCUCGUACCCAGACCCUGAGAACACUGAUGGCGAGCGUAAAGAGAUCGUAGUGAAGCUUCUGUCUCAGGAUCCUGCGAACUACCAGGAUGCACCGACUGAGGGUAUCAGGCGCAUACUCGAACAGGUCACGGGUAAGAGUAUACCGAGAGGCGAGAGGCUUGAUACGUCCAAAAUCGAUUAUAUCAGGUUGAGCACGACUGUCGCGACGAACGCGCUGUUGGAGCGUAAAGGCGAGAAGCACGCGUUGCUCAUCACGCAGGGCUUCAAAGACUUGCUCUUGAUCGGCAACCAGUCCCGUCCUAAGAUCUUCGACCUCAAUAUCCGUCGCGCACCACCACUAUACGAUACUGUCGUCGAAGUAGACGAGCGCGUCACACUCGUGGGAUACACCAGCGAUCCCAAAGCAGAGGAGCACAAGAUACUGUUCACGGAUGAUGGAAAGGUCGAGCGAGGAUACAGAGGCAAGGGCUGGGACGGCGAGGGCGACGCCGAAGGGCCGGGCGAGAUCGUGCGUGGGAUAUCCGGAGAGGCCGUGAGGAUAUUGAGGAAGCCGGACGAUAAAGCCAUUCGCGGCGACUUGCAGAAGCUCUAUGACGACGGCUACCGCUCCAUCGCCGUCGUCCUCGCGCACUCGUACACCUUCCCCGAACAUGAACUCCUCCUCGGCAAGCUCGCGCGCGAGGUUGGGUUCGAGCACAUCUCGCUCUCCUCCCAGCUUCUCCCUAUGAUCAAGAUGGUGCCGCGUGGUGUCUCCAGUACAGCCGAUGCCUACCUCACACCCAUUCUGCGCCAAUAUCUCGACGGCUUCUUCGCCGGAUUCGACUCCAAGCUCCGCGACGAGACGGUGAAGAGUCCGAGGGUGGAGUUCAUGGGCAGUGACGGUGGCCUUGUCGACGCGGCGAGGUUCAGCGGUCUGAAGAGUAUCCUCAGCGGACCGGCUGGCGGUGUAGUAGGCUACGCACUGACGAGCUGGGACGAGGAGAAGAAGACGCCUGUUAUCGGACUCGAUGUUGGCGGUACCUCAACCGACGUCAGCCGGUUUGAUGGACGCUAUGAGGUCGUGUAUGAGACGACUACGGCCGGCGUAACGAUUCAAAGUCCUCAGCUGGAUAUCAACACUGUUGCGGCCGGCGGUGGAUCGUGUCUUGCGUGGCGCAACGGCUUGUUUACUGCAGGUCCCGAGAGCGCAGGCGCACAACCCGGCCCCGCAUGCUACCGGAAAGGCGGUCCCCUGGCAGUAACAGACGCCAAUCUUCUCCUCGGUCGUCUCAUCCCAGACUACUUCCCCAAGAUCUUCGGCAAGACCGAAGACCAGCCUCUCGACAUCGAAGCAUCGCGCUCCGCCUUUGAUAAGCUACGGGCGCAGAUCAACGAGGAAACCGGGAAAGAUCUCGGGCUUGAUGAGACCGUGUAUGGGUUUAUCAAGGUUGCGAACGAGACCAUGGCGCGGCCGAUCAGAGCGUUGACUGAGGCGAGGGGAUACGCUACAGGAAAGCACAUCUUGGCGAGCUUUGGUGGCGCGGGUGGGCAGCACGCGUGCGAGAUCGCUGCGUUACUGGGUAUCAAGACGAUCUUGAUUCACCGGUACUCGUCUAUUCUCUCCGCUUACGGACUCGCGCUAGCAGACCGUGCGCAUGAAGUCCAAGAACCAGCCUCCUCGAUCUACAACUCCCAAACCGCACCCCAACUACACGCUCGCCUCGACGCCUUAUCCUCCCAAGUCACAUCAUCACUCAAGGAACAAGGCUUUGAUUCUACCCACAUCCACAUAGACCGAAUGCUCAACAUGCGCUUCGACGGUACCGACACAGCACUAAUGAUCCUCCCCACCGCCUCCGAAGGCACCGACUACCUCCAAGCCUUCAAACGCGCCUACCGAGCCGAAUUCGGAUUCGUACUCGAAGCGAAGAACGUUGUAGUGGACGACGUGAAAGUGCGCGGUACCGGCAAGACGUUCGACUCGCUGGGGCCGUCGGUGUUCGAGGAGCUCAAGACGCUCAAGACGGCUGCGGUUGCAGAGGCGAAGAUUGCGAGAAGGCAUUCGACGUAUUUUGAUCCGGCGCUUGGAGGGAGGAUCGAGGAUACGCCGGUUUAUGAGCUCGAUAAGUUGGAGAUUGGGGAGGUGGUUUGGGGUCCGGCAGUUGUCAUUGAUGAUACGCAGACGAUUGUGGUAGUUCCCGGUGCGAGGGCAAUUGUUACGAGGAGGCAUCUGGUGAUCAAGCUCGGCGAGGAGCAAUGA
Molecule: messenger RNA, 2310 nt
Organism: Peniophora sp. CBMAI 1063
Lineage: Eukaryota; Fungi; Basidiomycota; Agaricomycetes; Russulales; Peniophoraceae
Source: the annotation of a GenBank genome assembly